This is a messenger RNA of Astyanax mexicanus (Mexican tetra), 1644 nucleotides long. It is a transcript of the gene rgs7bpb, whose product is annotated as regulator of G protein signaling 7 binding protein b. Lineage: Eukaryota; Metazoa; Chordata; Actinopteri; Characiformes; Acestrorhamphidae. The coding region runs from base 489 to 1235 and encodes 248 amino acids. Gene Ontology annotation, biological process: G protein-coupled receptor signaling pathway. The record is from RefSeq and is a predicted model, not a curated record. Gene Ontology annotation, cellular component: nucleus; neuron projection; postsynapse. The transcript has 6 exons.
AGACCUAUGAAUAGCAAAAUCAGAGAAACUGAUUCAGAAAGUGAUCUCUCAACCAGAGCUGUAUCUCUCUUUCUCUCUCUCUUUCUUUCUCUCCCCGUGUGUGUGUGUGUGUAGCUGGUGUAGCUGCAGCCUGACGGGGCGCUCCGCGCUUCUCCUCGGCCUUCCAGCUUCAGCAUCAGCAGCGCGCGGGCGGUGUUGGAGGAGGAGGAGGAGGGCGGCUGAAGGUGACUCGUCGAGCCGGAGAGGAGAGAGGGGGAUGCGGACGGCUGGAGCGCGCCUGGCCCGCGCCCUCCUCAUGCGCUGCUGAGACCUCGGGGCUGCUCGGGGUGGGAGACGGAGGAAAGAGAGAGAGAAAAGAGGAGAGAGGGAGGUAAAGAAAGAACGAAAGAAAGGGAGAGAAGGAGGUGGUGGAGGAGGACGCACGGAGCGCAGAGCAGCGCGUCCCUGUUUUUUCUCUGCGUCGUGUUGGGGCUCGUGCACGCGCAUGCAUGUGUUCUGCACCGAACGGGCGAAAGAAGCGCCCGCGCUCCGCAGGCAGCAUCUUCCAGCUGGGCCGCGCCGCGCAGGAGCGCCGCGAGAGCACCGAGAGCACGCGCCGAGCCCAGCGCGCCCUGGACGACUGCAGGAUGACAGUGCAGGAGUUCAACACUCUGGUGGCGCUGCACCGUGAGCAGGUCAUCUCUAUCGGGGAGAUCACAGUGGACUGUCCUUCUCUGAGAACCCAGAUGCACAAGACGCGCAUCAAAGGCUGCGGCGUGGCUCAGACUGCCUACCAGAGCCUCACCGUCAUCUCCGGGCCAGAAGAUGGAGAAAUCCACCCUGAAAUAUGCAGGCUUUUCAUCCAGCUGCAGUGCUGUCUGGAGAUGUACAUCACCGAGAUGCUGAAGUCCAUGUGUUUGCUGGGUGUACUGCAGAUCCACAGGAAAGGAAAUGAACCCUGCCCUGAACCAAAUGUUGACUGUAGACUGGACGAAAGCUCGGACAUCCCGAUACUGGAGGACAGAUCAUCAUCACCUGUAGACUUUCCCCAGGAGUCCUGGCUUGUGUGCACAGACAUCGAGAACAUAGAAAGUGACAUGCGAGAGAUGCGAAAUCUGCUAAGCAAACUCAGGGAGACCAUGCCUUUGCCACUGAAGAAUCAAGAUGACAGCAGUCUACUGAACCUGACUCCGUAUCCGCUGGUGAGGCAGAGGAAGAGACGUUUCUCUGGGCUUUGCUGCCUCGUUUCAGGCUGAAGCAGCUGCAGAUCUUCGAGCUCCACUUGUCUUCUCUUUCAUUCGCUGUAAAUGUGGAAAGACAGUUCAGUAAAUCGAUCCCUGUCACCGCCAUUUUUACAGACUUCAUUCACCUCUAGUGAUUACAAACACAACACAGCCCAAGCCAUCAAUCUGCAGAGCCGACGCAGAGACGGAAACCUUAUCCAGAGUCUCCUGUCUCUCCUGGUCUGGCCUCUGUGGAAAAUCCAACUGGGAUUUAUUUGAUUUUAUUUAAUUUCGUUGAUUGACUUUUGCCAUUUGCCAUUCGCCAUCGAGUGUGGUGACCAUACAGUAUGAUUGUAUGUAGAAAAAAAGACUAAAAAAAGAUAUAUACACAAUAUAUCCACAAUAUAUACAAUAUACAUAAAAGUAUACACCAUGUCCUUUC